Molecule: messenger RNA, 1080 nt
Organism: Folsomia candida
Lineage: Eukaryota; Metazoa; Arthropoda; Collembola; Entomobryomorpha; Isotomidae
Product: dehydrogenase/reductase SDR family member 11
Exons: 8
Coding region: 134-913 (259 amino acids)
Molecular function (GO): oxidoreductase activity
Source: RefSeq, a predicted model, not a curated record
AACGUUUUUCUGUGCCAGUCGGCUUGGACGGAUCGCCACAAAUAAUUCAACUUUCAACUCUUCCUCCUUCGCCUCCCAAAAGUUUUUGGAAACAUUGAACAAUUGAAAGGGAUCGAAAACCAGAACGAAUAUAAUGAAUCGCUGGGUCGGAAGAGUGGCACUGGUCACCGGAGCCAGUUCAGGAAUCGGUCUGGUUAUCGCGGAGAAACUUGUUAGUCAAGGAAUGAUCGUGGUAGGAUGUGGCAGAAACGUGUCAGCUAUCGAGAAAUUGAAAGAACGCUGCAUCACCGCCAAGUACAAAGGGCAGCUCUACCCGUACAAGUGCGACAUCACAAAGGAGGCCGAGAUCGAUGCAAUGUUUCAAUGGGUCAGUACCAAUUUAUCGGGGGGCGUGGACGUCUGUGUAAAUAAUGCAGGAUUCUCCACCAACACAUCUCUCUUGGAAAUCCCUGUAUCUGAAAUGAGGAGCAUGUUGGAUACGAACAUAGUCGCGUUGGUGCAAUGCUCACAACUGUCGAUCAAAUCCAUGAUUCAGAGAAAUGUUAAUGACGGCCACAUCAUCAACAUAAACAGUACUUUGGGCCACCAUGUCUUGGGAAUCUUCAAUUUCUACGCUUCCACCAAAUUCGCCGUGACAGCCCUAACACAAGGUUUCCAAAAGGAUAUGGCUUCGAAAGGAUUGAGGAUCAAAUUUUCGUCAAUCAGUCCUGGCAGGACGGAGACUAACUUUCUCCACACGGCGCUCGGAUCCGAAAAUGCAGCCAGGGCUUACUCCACCAUGGAAAAUUUGCAACCUGAAGACGUUGCGGAUUCCGUCCUUCACGUCUUGGCCAGUCCACCGCAUGUUCAGAUCAAGGAGGUUAUGAUUGAGCCGAUUCAGCCCACUCCUCCAGGUGGAUACAGCGUCAAGUGAAAUGAGCCCGAAACACGCAACGCGACGGUGUCUUUCACCUCGCUAUUUACUAAAGCAAAGCACAUCCCAACACUUUGUACUUGUUACACGAGAACCAGACUGCUGGUCUCCAGAUUUUGAACCCCAUGCAAAAAAAUUGUAAUAAAAUGAAACCACAAGAAGAACAA